GAUCCCUCGCCUCGCCUCGUCUCACCAUCUACGGUCCUCCAGCUAGUAGCUAACCUAUCCAACAGUAAAAGGCAAAGCUCACACUUAGACGGGAGUAAAAAGAGUGCGAGUGAAGUGAGUGAUAGAGAGAGAGGCCUAGUAGCUGAUCUAGCCGUGCGUGGGUUCCUUUUAAAGUAAAACGAGCUUACAAGCUUGUGCUCCCUCCCGUCCAUCUCCUUCCUGCUGCUAGCUAGCUGCUUCCUCUCCUCUCUCCUCCAAGCUCCUUCAACUGGCCAGCCACUCACUAGCUAGCCGUGUCUUAGAUUGGUUGGGCGCAGCAAGAGAGAGUAAGGACUCGUAAUAGGUUAGCUGGGAUCCAUGCCUUGCUCGUCGGUGUCUCCUCCGUGGCUGCUCCGCGUGGCGGCCGAGCAGGCUGCAGCCGCAGCGUCGUCGUCUUCCUCGUCGACCAAGGGCGGCGGGCGCGUGCUCACGGCCACCAUGGACGACACGGGCGCCACCACGGGAGCCGCCGGAGGAUACAACAACAACGGGCAGCAGGAGAGCUGCAGCAGCGGGCAGUCCUCGAGGCAGCAGCAGCAGCUGGCUGCCCGCGGCCACUGGCGCCCCGCCGAGGACGCCAAGCUCCGCGAGCUCGUCGCCCUCUACGGGCCCCAGAACUGGAACCUCAUCGCCGAGAAGCUCGACGGCAGAUCCGGGAAGAGCUGCAGGCUGCGGUGGUUCAACCAGCUGGACCCGCGGAUCAGCAAGCGGCCGUUCAGCGACGAGGAAGAAGAGCGGCUGAUGGGGGCGCACCGGUUCUACGGGAACAAGUGGGCCAUGAUCGCCAGGCUCUUCCCGGGCCGCACCGACAACGCCGUCAAGAACCACUGGCACGUCAUCAUGGCCCGCAAGUACCGCGAGCAGUCCACCGCAUACCGCAGGCGGAAGCUCAACCAGGCCGUCCAGCGGAAGCUCGACUCCUCAUCCUCCUCUUCCGUCCUGCCGUUGUCUACAGCCGCCGCCGGACCAGGAGCCGGGCACGUCGACUUCCAACAGCAGCAGUUCGACUACUCCGCCGGCGCCGAUGGGUUCAGCUUCCGGCACUACUGCUUCCCGCCUUUCCACGGAGGCUCAGGCGCCGCCGCCAUCGCUGCAGCCUCGGUCCAGGAGCCUUCCUUCUGCCUGUUCCCCGGGCCCAGCGCGGCAUUGGUGCACGACGGGCGCCUGAUGACCGGCUGGGGAGGAGGUGAUCAAGGGAUGGGCCUCGCCCGGUACGGUGAUGCUCCGCCGCCGUUCCUGCUGCCGGCGUCGCACGGCGGCUGGAUCGCCGGCGGCGGCAGCCAUCAUGAGUUGGCGCGGUUCAUCUCCGACGAGGCAAUAAAUGGACCGCCGGCGGGCGCGGCGAGGGAUCAUCAGCAGCAGCAGCAGCAGCAGGGCGCGCACUUCGACUUCGACCAGGCCGCGGCGUCGCCGACAUUCAUAGAUUUCCUUGGGGUCGGCGCCACAUGAUCGAUCGAUACACCGACGCACGCACGCAUGCAUUGAUCCAUCGAUUCGAUGCAGAUUUAUGCUCUAUACUUAUCAAUUAGCACAAGCGUGAGUGCAUGCAUGCAAGCAGGAGGUGGAUCUAGCUAGGACGGGUACUAGCUCUAGCUUCUAGUUAGCUCGCUGUAAAACUACACAUGCUUGGCAAGCUUGCAGUCUUAGUGCUGCUCCUCGAUCUAGCUAGAUAAAAGCUGCAUGUGUAGUAUAACUAGUAUAGGUAUGUUCUGUCUGAGGUAGAUCAAGUUAGGAAUUUGUAGCUGGCCAAGGUUGUGUUUGAUUUGGAACUUUUUGGUGGAGGAAGGAGCAUGAACUUUGAUUAUUUGGGAUUUACUA
Brachypodium distachyon (stiff brome) is the source of this 1857-nucleotide messenger RNA. RefSeq names its product transcription factor CSA. Gene Ontology annotation, biological process: regulation of DNA-templated transcription. The coding region runs from base 358 to 1488 and encodes 376 amino acids. Gene Ontology annotation, cellular component: nucleus. The record is from RefSeq and is a predicted model, not a curated record. NCBI's taxonomy places the organism in Eukaryota, Viridiplantae, Streptophyta, Magnoliopsida, Poales, Poaceae. Gene Ontology annotation, molecular function: RNA polymerase II cis-regulatory region sequence-specific DNA binding; DNA-binding transcription factor activity, RNA polymerase II-specific. The transcript is spliced from 3 exons.